AUGGCUGUUGAUAAGGGUAUGAAGGGCAUGACCAUCAAACCCCUGGUGGAGCUGCUGGCAGUGAAGAAAAAACAAGAGGCCAAGCGCUCGAUUAAUGAAGAGAUCCACACCCAGUUCCUUGACCACUUACUGACAGGGAUUAUCUGUGGACACUACGGACAUCACCACUGGAAGGACAAACUAAAUCGUUUCAACAAGAAGUAUGUAAAGAAGUGGCUGAUUGCUGGUGAACGCUCCAAGGAGCCGCAGCUCAUUGCCUUCUACCACAAGAUGGAGAUGAAACAGGCCAUUCAGCUGGUUGACAGUGGAGGGGGACUCAAGCUGUCUGCUACACCUUCCACUGUUUCCAUGCAGAACAUACAGCUCAGGAAGCCGGCUCCUGCCAAGCCUGCAGAGAGAGCUCUUCCACAGCUGCCUAAAAACAGAGAGGAGGAGAUCCGGAAAAUCCUCAGGACCAAUCUUCAGAGGACACGACAGAGGAUUAAAGAGAUGAAUAAGUACCUGACGGUCCCCGCUCCUCCUCCAGACUCGCCCACCAUGUGUAGAGCCAGACUGGCAUCAGACCCCCAAGCCUACAAUGUGAAGCCUGUGUCAGACAAGGUGCCCGUGAUCCAGGUAGACCUGGCCUCUCCUCAGUCUCCAGACUCUGUUAACCUGUUGGAUGAGUCUGGAGACUGA
Molecule: messenger RNA, 678 nt
Organism: Archocentrus centrarchus (flier cichlid)
Lineage: Eukaryota; Metazoa; Chordata; Actinopteri; Cichliformes; Cichlidae
Product: sodium/hydrogen exchanger 1-like
Exons: 7
Coding region: 1-678 (225 amino acids)
Source: RefSeq, a predicted model, not a curated record